Molecule: messenger RNA, 1186 nt
Organism: Ipomoea nil (Japanese morning glory)
Lineage: Eukaryota; Viridiplantae; Streptophyta; Magnoliopsida; Solanales; Convolvulaceae
Product: mediator of RNA polymerase II transcription subunit 36a
Exons: 7
Coding region: 162-869 (235 amino acids)
Biological process (GO): box C/D sno(s)RNA 3'-end processing; rRNA methylation
Cellular component (GO): nucleolus; small-subunit processome; box C/D methylation guide snoRNP complex
Molecular function (GO): rRNA methyltransferase activity; RNA binding; histone H2AQ104 methyltransferase activity
Source: RefSeq, a predicted model, not a curated record
AGAAUAAGUGAAUAACACACUUACACAGUAGCUCAGCAGCUAUGGUUGCCAGAGGUCGUGGAGGGGGCGGCGGCGGAUUUAGGGGUGGCAGAUGAGAUGGAGGGAGAGGUGGAAGAGGAGGUAGAGGAGGGCCCGGCGGAGGAAGAGGUGGUGGGAGUGCCAUGAAGCGUGGUGGAGGAAGAGGCGGCGGAAGAGGUGGAGGGAGGGGACGUGGAGGAAUGAAGGGUGGUAGUAAGGUUGUCGUGGAGCCUCAUAGGCAUGAGGGAGUGUUCAUUGCUAAGGGUAAAGAGGAUGCUCUUGUAACUAAGAAUAUGGUCCCUGGUGAAUCUGUAUACAACGAGAAGAGAAUUGCUGUUCAGAAUGAAGAUGGAACCAAGGUUGAGUACAGAGUUUGGAAUCCUUUCCGUUCCAAGUUGGCGGCUGCUAUUCUUGGAGGUGUUGAUGAAAUUUGGAUUAAACCAGGUGCACGUGUCCUCUAUCUUGGAGCUGCUUCAGGAACAACAGUCUCUCAUGUUUCUGACAUUGUUGGUCCUACUGGGGUUGUAUAUGCUGUGGAGUUUUCUCACAGAAGUGGUAGAGAUUUGGUUAAUAUGGCAAAAAAGCGUACUAAUGUUAUACCCAUCAUUGAAGAUGCCAGACAUCCUGCAAAAUACAGGAUGUUGGUUGGUAUGGUUGACGUGAUAUUUUCCGAUGUUGCUCAACCUGAUCAGGCAAGGAUUUUAGCACUGAAUGCCUCCUACUUUUUGAAAACAGAAGGUCAUUUUGUCAUAUCCAUCAAGGCAAACUGCAUUGAUUCAACUGUGCCGGCUGAAGCAGUAUUUGCACAAGAGGUCAAGAAGCUGCAAACAAGAGCAAUUCAAGCCGAGUGAACAGGUCACUCUUGAACCAUUUGAGCGAGACCAUGCUUGUGUUGUUGGGGGUUAUAGGAUGCCCAAGAAGCAAAAACCUGAUGCCUAGUAUAUUAGCUGCUGUUUUAAAUCUAACGCUUGUUGAGGGGCUUCUCUUUUCUUCUUCCCUACUUCCUUACAUUAGCCAGAAAUAUGUAUAUAUCUACUAUAAUAUAAAAGGCUUACUGAGGGUUAGGAACCCCAAAAUGUAUCCAUUUGUGUAAUGAUGGAUAGUGUUUUUCCUAUUAGAUUGGUAUGUGGGAUGGAAUAUUUUGUUGUAGAAAGUGGUUUUCCUGAUA